AUGGCCUCAUUCAAGGAAUUGUCCCUCUCGCGCCCCCUCCCCGGUCCUCAACAACGCCACCACGCGCACUCGAUCUCGCUCGGUGCUGUGAAUGCCAAUCACCGCGUGACGCGACGCAAGAGCGUCACCACCGCCGCCGUCAAUGCCGCGGCCGCGGUCGCGGCCUCAAUGCAGGAAGGCGGAGAGUCCGCGUCGCUCCCCAUGGCCGCGCACCGCCGCAGCCUUGGGGGCCGCAAGGGACUGGAAUCCACCUCGGUCGGAGGCUCGUCUGGAUUCAGUUCGUAUCUGUCCCGGAGCAUGAACAGCCCCAGCCAGGAACUUCCCGUCGCUCGCAAGGCCUCUCCCAGCAACUCCGAGGCGGACGGCAAGCCUGUCCCUAAGGGCCGAAACCGUCGAGCCAGCGAAGGCGCCCAGACCAAGACCGAUGGGAAGCGCAACCCGGCCGAACUCCGCUGCGACCGUUGCGGGAAAGGGUAUAAGCAUGGCAGCUGCUUGUCCAAGCAUAUGUGGGAACACGACCCGGCAUGGGCAAUUACCUCGAAACUACUCAUCUCGAAGCACCAGCAAGUGCAACUGCUGGAGGCCGCGACAGUCCUGGUCAACAUGACCGAUGUGCCAGAGGAGUCCGCGGAGGCCGAGGCCGAAUCUGACAUGUCCUCUGUGUCGCCGGACGGCUCCUCAGAGGUCCGGGAUGGUCGCAGCUCCGCCGAAACCACACCGCCGCCCGUGGAUGAGCAGGAGGACGAUGACUUUGAGAUGUCCGGCAUGCCCGCCAACUGGACCAAGCGCCCCAGCGUCGGCAACACCUCCGCAGCCUUCUCCCGCUCCUACCAGUCGAUCCCUUCCAGCUCCUACACCGGCAGUGCUCCGCUGCACUCCCCUGCUUUCUCGCACUUCCGAAAGUCGAGCGUCGAUACCCGUCCUUCCACGGCGGACACACGGCUGAACGAGGAAGACGAGGCUGACUUGGCGGCCGCCAUCGGUCUCUGCAACUUCGGCACUCCCCGCACAGGGCCUGUCUCCAUGACUGCCGAUGUGCCGCCAGUGCCCCCACUGCCCGCCCGCUAUCUUGAUUCUGGAAGCCACCCGAGCCCCGUCCCGGGCCUGGGCCAGUCGGGCCCGACCAGCGAGGCUUUCCGCCGCGACUCCAAUGCCGAUUUGUUCCUCUCGGCAUCGCUCAACCCAUCUCUAUCCUACAAGGUGUCCGAUGAGCGCGGAGUACGAACUGGCGACGCCAAGACCCGCGAAUCGCGGCACCGUCGUAACGCUGACGUCGACUUUGGAAGCCGCCCUACUCCUGACGACGACGAUGAUGGCGUUUUUGGGCGGAUGGAAGAGUAA
Molecule: messenger RNA, 1341 nt
Organism: Penicillium argentinense
Lineage: Eukaryota; Fungi; Ascomycota; Eurotiomycetes; Eurotiales; Aspergillaceae
Product: putative C2H2 finger domain protein
Exons: 3
Coding region: 1-1341 (446 amino acids)
Source: RefSeq, a predicted model, not a curated record